This is a messenger RNA of Dentiscutata erythropus, 348 nucleotides long. Lineage: Eukaryota; Fungi; Glomeromycota; Glomeromycetes; Diversisporales; Gigasporaceae. The record is from the annotation of a GenBank genome assembly.
AUCAGAUACCACCCGUUUGUCACCUAAAGCUAUUGAAGAAAUCAGAAAUGCUCAGAAUAAUAUUCCAAAUACUCGACGUCUGGUAAGUACUGAGCAUGAUACCUCUUCUACUAAUAUACAAGAAGAUGAGAUCAUUCAUAUAGAGCAUCCUGGAGAUGAUAAAGAUGGUGCAAAUUCUCAUAUAAGGCUGAAUACAAUUAGUAUGAAGGCAAAGGGUGAAUCUUCUCUAGUGAAAAAAAUUAGAAUAACCAAUUCUUCCAAAGAUGAUACAUUUAGACGGGAAUCUGAUCUUGAAAAAUUAAUGAAUGAUACUAAAAGAUUAGCUCCUAUUCUUCUAUAUUUGUCUCA